Messenger RNA from Umbelopsis ramanniana AG, 1816 nucleotides. RefSeq lists its product as uncharacterized. Gene Ontology annotation, molecular function: carbamoyl-phosphate synthase (glutamine-hydrolyzing) activity. The record is from RefSeq and is a predicted model, not a curated record. Gene Ontology annotation, cellular component: cytoplasm; carbamoyl-phosphate synthase complex. The transcript is spliced from 2 exons. The coding region runs from base 317 to 1639 and encodes 440 amino acids. Gene Ontology annotation, biological process: L-glutamine metabolic process; L-arginine biosynthetic process; 'de novo' pyrimidine nucleobase biosynthetic process. Lineage: Eukaryota; Fungi; Mucoromycota; Umbelopsidomycetes; Umbelopsidales; Umbelopsidaceae.
AUUAAAAAGCUACCUGCUUCUCAUCCCGUUUCUGAUCUUCUGCUAACAGAUCAAAUUCAACAAAAAAGAGACUCACUAGCUCUUUACAUGUACAUUCACGCUCACGAAAAGAACUCUGCCGAUUACAUUUGCGAUCACAGUACGUCGUCGUAUCCAUAAUAAUGAACUCUUUUUCGUUGGCCUCCAUGCUCACCACAUCGUUUCUUUUUUCAGUCUGGAAGUCCUCUGGUGCCAAUUAAAUUACUCUCAACCAAACCAAGCUCUACAACUUUUAACUACUGAAUUUUUAAAACCUCUUAAAAAAAUCAUUCCAAACAUGCCCGUUCUUACCAAACUUGCCCAAGCCGCUUUGCGCCCAUCCUUGUUCCCCAAGAACACCCACAGUCUCCUUGCCAUCCGUGGUUUCGCUGUUGUCAAAGAUUCCCCUGUGUCUCAGCAAGCCAAGCCUACUCAACCUUCAGCCAAUGCUACCGUUCCCGCGUCUUUGAGACUUCAGAGCGGUCAAGUCUUCCAAGGUACCUCUUUUGGUGCCGAGAAGUCUGUAUUCGGUGAAGCCGUUUUCACUACUUCUGUUGUCGGCUACCCUGAGUCCAUGACCGACCCUUCUUACACUGGCCAAAUUCUUGUUUUCACCCAGCCUCUCAUUGGUAACUACGGAGUUCCUGGUGAAACCCGCGAUGAAUUUGGUUUGUUGAGAUACUUUGAAUCCGACCGUAUCCAAGUUCAAGGUAUCAUUGUCAAUGACUAUGCUGCUCAAUACUCUCACUGGACCGCUGUUGAAUCUCUUGGUCAAUGGUGCCAACGCUUUGGUGUCCCCGCCAUCACUGGCGUUGAUACUCGUGCUCUUGUUCACUUGUUGCGUGAUCAAGGUUCUACCCUUAGCAAGAUUGCUGUCGGUAAUGAUGCUGUUGUUGACCACUCGGCCGAAAACGUCAGUUUCCCCGAUCCCAACCAGGAAAACUUGGUUGCUCGUGUCUCCACUAAGGUUCCCCUUCACUACAACCAGUCCGGCGAUGUCAAGAUCGCUGUCAUUGAUUGUGGUGUGAAGCAAAACAUCUUGCGCUGUCUUGCUGCUCGUGGUGCCGCUGUCACCGUUCUCCCUUGGGAUUACGAUUUCAACAAGGUCAAGGACCAAUACGAUGGUCUUUUCAUCUCCAAUGGUCCUGGCAGCCCCUCUCUUCUCACUGAGACUGUCAACAACUUGAAGGUCGCUAUUGAUACCUGGAACAAGCCUAUCUUCGGUAUCUGCAUGGGUAACCUUUUGCUUGGUAUGGCCGCUGGCCUCCAGCCUUACAAGCUUCCCUUCGGUAACCGUGGUCACAACCAGCCUGCUAUCUGCGUUGAUAACGGCCGUUGCCACAUCACCUCCCAAAACCAUGGCUAUGCUUUGGAUGACCGUGUCAUGCCUCAAGGUUGGAAGCGUUUCUUCGUUAACGCCAACGAUGGCUCUAACGAAGGUAUUCGCCAUGAAACCCGCCCUAUCUUCUCUGCUCAGUUCCAUCCUGAAGCUAAGGGAGGACCCCAGGACACUGAAUAUCUCUUCCAUGAUUUCUUGGAAGCUGUUCGCGCCGAAAAGCGCAAGAACACCACCUACCCUGCUUCCGAUGAAGUCAGCACUCCCGUUGCUGCCUACGCCUAAACUUCCAAUGUGAUCGCAAAUUGAUUUUUACGAGCAGGUGGAAUCCCCCCCCACCUUCUAUUAUUUCACGCUUUCAUCCUAUAAGUUACUGAUUUUUCCUGUUAAAUAUUGCAUGCUUUACCAUCCACCCUUCUUUAAAUCAAUAAAAAAAAUAUGUUAGUGCCAAAUUACUAGAGA